Molecule: messenger RNA, 2872 nt
Organism: Rhopilema esculentum
Lineage: Eukaryota; Metazoa; Cnidaria; Scyphozoa; Rhizostomeae; Rhizostomatidae
Molecular function (GO): protein binding
Source: RefSeq, a predicted model, not a curated record
UUGAUAUUGGAAAGGGAAAGAUGCCGGGUCGCAACGUCUGGCAUCAUAUUUGAAAAAAACUACAUUUUCUCUAGCGACAAAUCCGUAGGGAAGAUUUAAAAUUAGAAAUAUCAAUUUGGAUGUCCAGAUUUUGCACAGCGACGAUUUUGUUGGUCACAUUGUUUAUAAAUGGGCAAGCUUCUGCAGGAUACUUGUUUCGUCUUGAAAAGGAAGGGACAACAGUGGCAGCAUGCGUUGGGGGCAACUUAACCCUAACUUGUGAGGGCUCAAAAGGAUCAAAGUUUAUAUGGAGCCUCAACGGGCUAACAAUAAGCCGACAUGAUUAUAAAUUAAUUCAAAAGAACAAUUCCAGCCAGCUUGUGAUAAAAGAAUAUAGAGCAGAAAAUGCUGGUUUGUAUUCUUGUGAAGAACUUGAUCAGCGAGGAGUCAGGAGCUCUAAAACAAAUCUCAAUGUUGUAACUCAUGCAGCUUUCAAUGCAUCAAUACGAAUCGUUCAUCACCAAUACUACGAAGAUCAUCUCUUCUUCAUUCAGUUCACUGUACCUAUUGACGAUAAAUUCCCCUCCAGUUUAUCGUACGCUAUCGAAUACAAAUGCGAUUCAUCAUUCGACAUCUACCCGCUAUGUGUGACUCGCUGGCAGCCAGUUUCACGGUGCGACUCCAAUACGACUAAUUCACGCACAUACUACAAUUGCAUCUUACUCCAUAGCAGAGUCUUACUUAAUUUUCAAUAUCAACUACGAGCAACAGUCAAGACAGCUUGUGGUAGAUCGGAAAAUACGACCCGAUUUAAAGUGGAAAUACCAAAUUUCAGCGAACCAGUGCAAGAUUUGAAAGCGUUUGCUGUCGAUCAUCGUACAGUGAAGCUUUCUUGGAAAAGAAUUGAUCUUCUCCGUGAUGUUGGAAACUUCAGAACCGAAAGCAUUCAAAUGAUUAUUAAAGUCCUUAUUCAGUCGGACAAUGCAUCAAGAUACCAGUCUAUUAUGCUGAAGCCAUCGGUGAACACAACAUUGCUUCAUGGCUUUCUUCCACUGAGGAAUUAUACCUUUGCCGUAAUCUACCACCUUAUCGUGUCCGGUCUGCCGUUGCCAUCAUCCAAGAUUGCUGCCCCCGUCACUGUCCACAUGCCAGACAUAGUUACUCGAAGUCAACCAGCCGUCAACGCCAGUUGUGUUCCAUUAUUCAAUGAUACAUCAAAACUUUUUAUCAUUUCAUGGACGAUUCCUGCAACUCCUCGAAAUAUCGGACAGAACCUGGAGACUAAAAUCUCAGUUUCUUUCUCUGGAACUCAGAUGUUCUUUACCGUUUACCAGAAACCUGAAACGUCUGAAACUUUCACGUUUGAUGCAACUGCAAAUACCAAUGUUGAAAUUAGCAUUUGCAAUAAAGCUGGAUGCAGUAAUCCUACAAGUACAGUUUGUCUGUAUGCACAAACACAGAAAGAAAAUUCUGGGGGGAGAAAGAACACCCUGCUGCUUACUAGCUGCAUCGUUGGCCUAGCUAUUCUGGUUAUCGUGGUAAUUGCCAGUUUAUAUUAUUUGAAAAAACGAAAAUGCAAAAGAAAAAAAGAAAAUGAAGAUAUCAAAAUUGUGUAUCCGUCUGUAUGGCAUCAAUAUGACGAACCAGUUCCUCAAGUACAGAACUAUGUUGAUUUGUCAAGAGCAAUGGUUAUAUAGAAUCGUCUCUGGGUGGAGCUGCAGUUGGAGUUUAAGACGCAUAAUAUGCUGACACCCUACUUGGUUUUCAUCGUAUUUUAAAAAAGGCGGGUUUCUCUGACCUCCUUUUCCUUGACCAAUCACUUUGUAGAAUCACUAUUGUGCGGAGUCAAAGAAACUGUUCUUCAUUCGUCUGAGCAAACUCUGAAAGUUUUUCUCAGAAAAUAACAAAGAUACUCAGAAAAUAGGGCAGGCUCAUUUACCCAGCUCAAGGCCUUGAAAUUUUUUCCUACUCGUUAGUUAACUUUCAAUAACCAAAUACGAAUAACCAACAAAAGCUCUUCUAUACACAACGUUAUAAAAAGAAGUCACAACGUGAAAGAUUUUUACAUCCAAAUUACAACCCUAAGUUGUUCUCAUGUCUUGGCACUCCUCUAAAUAACCAUUGGAAUCAUGACUUCCCAAUUACAGUCGAAUUUCCGACUAAUUCAAACAAUUUCAAUUUAUAGGGGGGGGGGUGGAUGUGACACCCCCACAAAACCAGCAUUUACGUACUAAGCAAAACAUAUCCUCUCCGUGAGCUCUAUGUCCAGAGUUUAUGCCAACCUGAUGUUCAACUUAUUUCUUGAUGUAGAGUCGUUUUUUGACACAGCUAAAAUUGCCAAAGCCGACAAUGACAAAACAUGAAAUUUCUUCCAAACCUGGAAAUGUUUGUUUCAAAUGAGAAAUUAUAAAUAUCGUCUACAAAUAUUUGAAUUGGUUUUAAACUAUAGAACUAAAAUUGUCACUGUUAGAUAAUUUUUCGCUAUUAAUUUCAGUCGCUUUAAGCAUACAUGUUUUUGUACAUUUCGAUUACACUUUCAAUCGUCAUAAAUUAUUUUUAUUGUAUGAAUGUUAUAAUUACACCAGCCUGAUGUUCAACUCAUCUAUUGAAAAAAAGUCGUUUUUUAUACAGCUAACAUCGCCAGAGCUGACAAAAAAGAUAAUAAAAUUUACUCCAAACCUGCAAAUGUUUCGAAGGAGAAAUUGUAAAUAUUAUCUAAAACUAUUUUCCGCAAACAAUUGAAUUGGUUUUAAACUAUGGAACUAAAUAUUGUCACAUUUAGCUAAUUUUACGCUAUUAAUUUCACUUGCUUUAAGCAUACAAAUUUUUAUGCAUUUUGAUUACAUAUUCAAUCGUCAUAAAAUCUUUUUAUUGUAUGAAUGUCAUAAUUACA